AUGCGUUUCACUAUCGCCACUGUUGUUCUCUCUUUGGCCGCCAUGGUCGUUGCUAUUCCCACUACGGAAUCAACUAUCUUCGCUCGUGGUGGAGGUCAAACCUGUGCUCAAGGUCAAACACUCUCAUGUUGCCAAUCUGUCACUACUGGAGGUGAUGGUAUUUUGGGCAAUCUAUUGGGAUUGAACUGCGCCGAAAUCCCAAUUCCGAUCCUUGGUGUCGUUCUCGGAGGCAAAUGCAACUCCGCACCCGUCUGCUGUAAUUCGAACGGUGGCGAUACCAGCCCCGAUUGCGAUGACGAUUCUAACAGUGGUGGUACACAGGGUGGAAUCAAUGUUCUCACCAACAGCUGCGUUGCCAUUCCAAUCGUUCUUUAG
Messenger RNA from Botrytis fragariae, 375 nucleotides. RefSeq names its product putative hydrophobin class i protein. Lineage: Eukaryota; Fungi; Ascomycota; Leotiomycetes; Helotiales; Sclerotiniaceae. Gene Ontology annotation, cellular component: fungal-type cell wall. Gene Ontology annotation, molecular function: structural constituent of cell wall. Bases 1 to 375 code for a protein of 124 amino acids. The record is from RefSeq and is a predicted model, not a curated record. The transcript has 3 exons.